ACAUGUAAGAAAGUACACAAAUCAUUCCAAAUCUGGUAUAAAUCCUUCUGAUAAUUCUGAAAUCAAAGCUAAUCAACCUUCAGAAUCUUCUGAAUUUACUACUGAAGAAGAUGAAGUUACAAGUGAAUCUGAUGAUAAUGGUGAUUUUGAAACAUUUGAAAAUUAUGCACCACUGGAUUAUGAGCUAUUUCGAAAUCCACCAAGUACAGAAUCAAUUAAUGAUUAA
Molecule: messenger RNA, 226 nt
Organism: Funneliformis geosporum
Lineage: Eukaryota; Fungi; Glomeromycota; Glomeromycetes; Glomerales; Glomeraceae
Source: the annotation of a GenBank genome assembly